Messenger RNA from Aspergillus calidoustus, 1422 nucleotides. NCBI's taxonomy places the organism in Eukaryota, Fungi, Ascomycota, Eurotiomycetes, Eurotiales, Aspergillaceae. The record is from the annotation of a GenBank genome assembly.
AUGUCAUUACCCAACCCCGCCGGAUCUCGUCCGGCCCGUCCUGUCCUGCGCCAGAGCUUCUCGAGCAGCUCUUUCAUCCAUGACCACCAGCAAUACAAACCCCCUGCUCCCGCCCCCGCUAUCGUUACCCAAACCAUAGGAAACGUGCUCGGCAACCUUAAUGAGUCUCCGCCAUCGGCCAUUUCCCGAAAUGCAAAUCCCAUCAGUCCCGAUCCUAAGAGGGUGACCGAGAGUGGCAUCAUCCACAGCAUCUUCCAUCACCAGGAAGGUCUUCUCCCUCAGGGUACCCCAAAGCUGGUCGCAACAUUAUUUUACAAGUCUUCCGAGCCAGUCCAUCCCCACGUUCAUCCCGAUUCCUCCCCCAACGCUCGACCCGGGGAUAAGCUUCCACACCCCACGGUUCCUGUCGGUUCGGCUCCGACCCUUGAUAUUGAGAAGAUCCCGCGCGAACCACCGGCACCGGAGCCCGAGCCACUUGAUCACCUAUACGGCCCGUAUGUGUCUCAGCUGUGCCUGACAAACUUUCUUCAAAUCAUCGAAUCUCUUCCUACCCCGUACCAUCGCAUGAACACCUCCCACCGCUGUCUCGACCAACAUGAUCAGCCUCGCGUCGUGGAGGUUACGUUCUCCCCACCACCAAACCCAGAUUAUCUCACAUUUGCGGAUCUGCGGAAGCACGAAAGCAUCUGGCGUUUUGAAAGGGAAUGGAACGUGGAAGUUGUGCUGCAAAAGGAGAGUGUUUUCCGCCAACAUAAGCGAUUAGUUGUCUUCGACAUGGACAGCACUUUGAUUCAGAACGAAGUGAUUGAUGAGAUUGCCAAAUUUAUUGGAGUUGAGAAGGAAGUUUCUGAAAUUACCGAACGUGCGAUGAAUGGCGAGCUUGACUUUUCCGCAUCGCUCAAGGAGCGAGUUAGCCUCCUGAAGGGAGUCCCCGCGGAUGUAUUUGAAAAGCUGAAAUCCGUCAUCACUAUCGCUCCUGGCGCCAGGGAACUGUGCAAAGGACUCAAGAAGCUUGGCUGCAAGCUCGCAGUCCUCAGUGGUGGGUUCCAGCCACUUGCGGAGUGGCUGGCUGGUGAGCUAGGUAUCGACUACGCCCAUGCAAACCAUCUCGAGAUUGAUCCCACAUCGCAGACCUUGACGGGCAAACUUGUCCCAACCUAUCCAAUCAUUGAUGCGAACCAAAAACGUUCUCUGCUCCACUCCAUCGCAGCGGAGAACGGAGUUGACAUUGUGCAAACCGUAGCCGUGGGCGAUGGCGCGAAUGACUUGCUCAUGCUUCAUGCUGCUGGGCUUGGUGUUGCAUUUAAGGCCAAGAGCAAGGUUCAGCUCGAGGCACCCACUCGCCUCAACAGCGAAAGCCUCCUGGACAUUCUCUACCUUUUUGGAUUGGGCAAUGAUGAAAUCCAGGAGCUCAUCGCCUAG